Molecule: messenger RNA, 629 nt
Organism: Manacus vitellinus (golden-collared manakin)
Lineage: Eukaryota; Metazoa; Chordata; Aves; Passeriformes; Pipridae
Product: LLLL and CFNLAS motif-containing protein 1-like
Exons: 2
Coding region: 101-463 (120 amino acids)
Biological process (GO): fusion of sperm to egg plasma membrane involved in single fertilization
Source: RefSeq, a predicted model, not a curated record
AAUGUGCCCCAACCAAGACUGUGGUGGUAGUUAAGUCCAGACUCUGUUAGCUGAAAAGCAGCAAGGAGCAGAAGUGUCUUGUGCUGGACAGGAAAACAGAAUGGGGGAUAAUCAAACCCUGAUUGUUUUUCUGGGAUUUACCAUCUAUCUUAUGGGUUUGUUCCCAGUUACUUACUGCUCAGUCUUUUCUAAUGCCUUCACACCAGUGAAAAGCCAGAUCAUGAUUCACACUGCCAAGAAUGGACAGCAAGAGGGAAACAGUCCAUCAGCAGUCACAGGUUGGGAGGAAAUGGAGGAAACUUUUGUGGCUUCCUCAACAGGGGAAGGAAUGGAGGUGAUCGAUAUGGUGCAGCCUGAGGACUCAGAGACACUGAGCAACGCAGCGGUGAAGGACCUGCUGUUGGAUCUGGCUCUUUCCCUGAAGAUUGGCAGCGUUGUGUUCUUUUUUUUAUGCAUGACGUAGAGCAUGAAAUAAUUCCUGUGAUCAUGGAUGAUAACAAUUUGAGCAUCUACCUGUGUUUCAUGGUCACCUCCUGGACAAUACGGCUUCUCUUCAUCAACCACAUCCCAGGGAACACUGAAGACCAAGGCAGAGACCUUCUGCAUGUAUUGAAAGUGUUUUUCUUUCU